This is a messenger RNA of Pyrenophora tritici-repentis Pt-1C-BFP, 1068 nucleotides long. RefSeq names its product alpha-beta hydrolase fold-3 domain containing protein. The record is from RefSeq and is a predicted model, not a curated record. Lineage: Eukaryota; Fungi; Ascomycota; Dothideomycetes; Pleosporales; Pleosporaceae. Gene Ontology annotation, molecular function: hydrolase activity.
AUGACUUUGGAUUUUUUGCAAUACGGCGGGCCUUCCGAGGAAUGGCUGGCCGUUGAAAAGACUCUCCCUGCAUUAACAUUCGACCUCUCGAUGGACCCCGUGGCCCUCAGGACUGCGGUUAAUUCUGAGCGUGAAAUUAGAGCAUCCGAGGUGAUGGAGCUUCUCGCGCCUCAAGUUCAUUUCAAGAAUUAUACUAUACCCACCCGCGACGGCUCGACCGUUGAAGCUCGAACCUACCGGUCCGUAGAGAAGGACGCAACCGAGAAGCUUCCAGUAUACAUUUAUCUACAUGGUGGGGGCUUCAUUUUCGGCACACUGAACACGGAAGACCCCCUAUGUGCCCAAACAGCUAUUAAUACCGGCGCUGUGGUGCUGAACGUCAACUAUCGACAUACGCCUGAACAUACCUUUCCCACUGUCUGGCAUGAUUCUCAAGACGCGUUCGCCUGGCUGCACAGUAACAUUAACUCCAUCGGAGGUGAUUCAUCGAAAGUUGUUGUAGGCGGAGUCUCGGCAGGUGGUCAGCUGGCAGCUUCCCUCGCACUAGAACAGCAUUUAGGAAAGAGCGAGGUCACCAAGCACCUUCCGAGACUGGCUGGUCAAAUCCUCAUCAUCCCUCCCCUCGCUGCCUUGAGUACAUACGAUCAAGGCCCCGGUAAGAAGCUCAAGUCGUCGUCGCACAUCGAAAACGAACACGCCCCGAUUUUGCCAAAGAAGACGAUGGAGUUCUUCACGUCUCUUUUGAAAGCCGGUGAUCCAGAUUUGAAAGACACUAAGCUCAAUAUAGUCAAUGCCACUGAAGAAGAGGUCAAGGGCUUCCCACCUACGGUGUUUGGUAUCGCUGGUCUGGAUCCACUGCGCGAUGAAGGGUUGCUGUAUGCGAAGCUGCUUUCAGAGGCAAAUGUCCCAACCGACAUAACGCUGUUCAAAGGCGUUCCGCACGGUCACAGACGAUUUGGCAAGGCACUAAAGUCAUCUGAGCAUUGGGAUAAGUGCGUCGAGGAGGGGAUCCUGUGGGUGCUUUCGAAACCACAAGCUACUGGGAAGUUCGAAGUUAAGUUGCCAUAG